Paramecium sonneborni is the source of this 568-nucleotide messenger RNA. The record is from the annotation of a GenBank genome assembly. Lineage: Eukaryota; Ciliophora; Oligohymenophorea; Peniculida; Parameciidae.
AUAAUAUCAAUGUAAAUGGAUCCCUUUGAUAUAAUUUUAAAGUAUAUUUUAGAACAUGAAGGAGGAAAAGUUAAUGAUAAAAAUGAUCUAGGAGGAAAGACAAAUUAAGGUAUAACUUAAAACACCUAUAAUGAUCAAAUUAAAGAAAUAAGGAAUAUGAAAAUAAAACCAUAAUAUAAUCCAAUAGAAAAAGAUGUCUAUGAUCUCACAGACAAAGAGGUCAAAGAUUUUUAUUAUUAUUAAUUUACAAGAUGUAAGGCUAAUCUCAUAAAGGACCGUAAUACAUCUUAUGUUUAUUUUGAUUCGUGCAUAAAUUUAGGUCCUUCAUAUGCCAUUCCAAUAUUAUAAAAAGCAUGUAAUCUAAAAGCUGAUGGUUACUUUGGGGAUAAUACAUUAGCUGCAGUUAAUUCACUAAAUUAAAGAGAUUUGUAAGUAAAAAUGCUUCAAUACAGAGAGGAGCACUACAAAAAACACCCUAAAUAUUAAUUUUUUAAAACAGGAUGGAACAAUAGAUUAAAUAAAAUUAGGUAACAAACAGAAAAAGGCAUAAAUUGAAAUGAUAAAAAAG